This is a messenger RNA of Myripristis murdjan (pinecone soldierfish), 4702 nucleotides long. It is a transcript of the gene anks1ab, whose product is annotated as ankyrin repeat and sterile alpha motif domain containing 1Ab. Gene Ontology annotation, cellular component: cytosol. The record is from RefSeq and is a predicted model, not a curated record. Gene Ontology annotation, molecular function: ephrin receptor binding. Lineage: Eukaryota; Metazoa; Chordata; Actinopteri; Holocentriformes; Holocentridae. The transcript is spliced from 13 exons. The coding region runs from base 280 to 2004 and encodes 574 amino acids. Gene Ontology annotation, biological process: ephrin receptor signaling pathway.
GGAGCACUUUGAAUGAGUUGGACUCCAUUUGAGCGCAGGCGGAUUCCCUCGGUUCCGUUCGGGAGAUAAAACCCAUCACUCAGUGACUUACACCACCACCUUGGACUGGCUCUCCAAAGCAUUCAUCUAGGAGUUCAAGAGCUCUACGUAGACUGCUACAGCUGGAUCCAAGAUCGCUUUCUAGGCUGACUGGCAUCCGAUGCUUUCUAAGUCAGACAAUUGAGGGAAACAGAGGACUCUUGGGUGUUCCGCCACUGCCUUCACGGCAGCUCCAAAACCAUGACGGAGAGCACGCAGGAUGCCACCAGGGUGAUCCAGAGUCCACAGGGUGAAGUCAAGGAGUCAAAUGAGGCUUCGGCCACAUCUGCAUUGACAGUGGUCAAAGCCAGACCUGCAGACCUGAAGCUGAUUCGCAGCUUGUCCAAGUCAGACUCUGACUUAUUGGCGUCACCGGUUGGAGAAGAGGAAGGAGGUCUGUCUGGCCGCAGUGGGUCUGUGACUAACUGCAGCACUGGGCAGCAACCCAUGGAGCGCUCGCCUUCCUUCGCCUCUGAGUGGGAUGAGAUUGAGAAGAUUAUGAACCUGAUUGGAGCAGGCAUUGAAACGUCCAAUAACAAACAGCCCACACCAAGCACAGAUGGGGCCUGCGGUAAAGCCCUGGACCAGCCGGUCGGAGAGUGGCUGGAGCACGUGGGGCUGCCGCAGUACGAGAGCAAGUUCCUGCUCAACGGCUUUGACGACCUGCGAUUCAUGGGGAGUAACGUGAUGGAGGACCAGGAUCUCAGAGACAUGGGGAUCACUGACCCGGGACACCGGAAGAAAAUCCUCCAUGCAGCACGCAGCUUGCCCAAGGUGAAAGCGCUGGGCUGUGAUGGCAGCACCUCUCUCGCCUCCUGGCUGGACGGUCUUGGCCUGCAUGAAUAUCUGCCCAACUUUCUGUCAAGUGGAUACCGCACACUGGACUGUGUCAAGAACCUGUGGGAGCUGGAGAUCGUCAAUGUUCUUAAGAUUGGUCCCCUGGGCCACAGGAAAAGGAUCAUUGCCUCUCUAGCGGAGAGACCCUACGAGGAGGCACCGACCAAGUCCCACCGGCUCUCCCAAAUCAUGUUCCAUGACCUCCUGUCCCAGACAUCUCCCCUCAGUCAGAUGGACCCGUACACCAGUCGAUCGAUGGACAUGCUCCUGCCCCUGAGCGAGCCGGGGCGGAGACGGAGAGGAGCGGACCAAGACUGCAGCGUAUCUCUGCGCUCCUACAGCGAGAGGCCGCGAUCUGUAGACAGACAAAGUGAUCGACACAAAGAGUCGCGUUUAAACCUCCGGCCGCCGAGCCACUCUGCUACCUACGCCACAGUGUCCGCCUGGCACCACCAGCCUGAGAAACUCAUCCUGGACUCCUGCGGGUACGAGGCUACUUACCUAGGAUCAAUGAUAAUCAGGGAUCUGCGAGGGAUUGAGUCCACUCAAGAUGCCUGCGCUAAAAUUAGGAAAUCAAAGGAUUCCAGAAAGGGUCCUGUCGUCAUACUGUCCAUCACCUAUAGAGGGGUCAAGUUCAUUGAUGCAGCCACAAAGACCAUCGUUGCAGAGCAUGAGAUCAGGAACAUCUCCUGUGCAGCCCAAGACCCAGACGACCUCUGCACAUUCGCUUACAUCACCAAGGACCUGAAAAGCGGCCACCACUUCUGUCACGUCUUCAGCACCGUGGAGGUGACACAAACCUAUGAGAUCAUCUUAACACUGGGACAGGCGUUUGAGGUGGCCUAUCAGCUGGCAAUCCAGUCCAGGGCAAGACAGUAUGUCCCGCCUUCGUCUCUGGGCUCAGAGGUCAUCGAGACCAAAACCAGCCGGCCUGUGUCUCAGUCAUGGAGCAGCAUGAGGAGAUCAACAAUUGACCCUCUGGAGCUGGACGCAGACAUGCAGUCCCUGGGCAGCACCACCUGGCUCUUGGACCAGCGGGACUCCAGCAGGCGCCCCGUCAGCACCAAGUACGAGACCACCAUAUUCUGAGGCCGGAUCCCCCCACAGCCCCCUCUCCGCCCCGCCCCGCCCCGCCCCGCCCCGUCCACCCCCCAUAGUCUCCUCCUACCCUGCAUCCGGUUCUUGGUCUCCUACUCCCCCCCCCCCUCACCCACUCUCUCUUCUCUCGCUCACACACACACACACACACGAGCCCCGUGCCUUCUCACUGUGAUGGUAUACGCAUCCCUCAGGGCUGCCUACUCUUGCACCCUCUCUUUGCCCUGCCCAGUGACCUACACCAACCUCUUACCUGCCAUGAAAACACUCCUGCGGCUCUCCUGUGCCUCCCCGACUCCCCUGGCAGCCUCCCUCCCCUGUUGCUGCUGCAGCCAGUGGCGGAGCCCUGAAAUGGAUAAUCCCAGACUGAACUUUACAGUGGCCCCGCUCUCUCUCAACCAAACUGCCUCCUCCUUCUCAUCCUCCUCCUACUGGCAACUUGCAUCCACCUCCAACCCCCUGAUAGGUCCCAGAGGUUGCAUCUUUAUUAUUUUUCUUCUUUUAGAUCAUUUAAAAAAAAAAAAAAUAUCCAUAGGCAAAACAAGCAUGUUGAUUUUAUAGAUAUAUAUAUUUUUUGUACACAUCCACACUGGCUUGACAUGACAUCAACUUAGCGAUAACUGAGCAAAUGUUAGGUUGACAUUACAAGGCAUCAAGCCUUCAUGUAAUAGCAAAAGGGUCCUUGUGCUGGGAUGCUGUCAACAGGCCCUUUUGAUAUCACAGACUGAUGCAAUGAGUUUUGCCACGAUUUAAAUCCCACAUCAGUUAAAUAACCUACUCAUCAAAAGAAUGGUUCUUUUUCACAGACAAUUUUUUUUAUUUUUUUAUUUUAUUUAUUUUUUUAAUUUCCUUGAAUCAUUUGCUAUUUCAGUUGUUUUGCCCUCAAGUCAGUUAAUUUUUUUCCUUCUUCCAUCUGUAGCUUGUCCUGUCUUACCAGGCAUCUACCACUGUGAGGCACUGUGAGGAGGCUGCUUUGCUAGCAUGGGAUGCAAGAUGGACAAUUUAUCAGUGAAAGACAUAAAAAAAAAAAAAAAAAAAAAAAAAAGCAACAUGCAGCAGACAAACUUUUUUUCUACGCAUUUGUACAAUAAUCAUAACAUGAUGGAUCGUUCAUGAAUCUAUCACUGAUGUCUGAAUACAAAUGGACCAAGAACUGAACCUGACCCCCCUAUACACUUAUGGGAAGACUACUUUCCUACACUUUACCAAGGACAACAGCCUUAGUUGUCUGGCAAUGGUUUCGGUUAUAUAUAAUCAACUGAGCUGCCCCACCACCAUCACCACAGUUACACCCCACCGACUGCACGCCUCCCUCCUGCUUUUAAAAGACUGACGACACUUCUAAAUCCCUGGUGUAUUAAACUGACUGUGUUAAUAGAGAACUUCAGGCUGAGACGAAGCAGAUGUGUUUUUAUGACGGUACAGUUUUGUCCAGAUGAGGAUUCUAGUGGUAGCUCUGGCCUUGUUUUUGCCCCCCGUGCCUCUCAGCAUUCACAGUAGCACUGAGAGACUGCAAAUCACAGCGUCGUCUGUCACUUGCAAAAACACUGUGUUAAAACGUGGCACUAUCCCUUUUAAGAACUUCCUUUUUUUUUUUUUUCUUAUGGUGCAAAUGGGACAUGGUAACUCAAUUCAAUUUGUGAUGCUUUUUGACGGACACGGGCUUAACUGAAAUACUCUGGGAGGGAGCGAUUAAGGGAGGAUCACAAGGGAUCCCAACUCUGAUACAACCGAGAAGAACCAAAACCAAACCAAAACCAAAAAAAAAAAAAAAAAAAAGAGAGAGAAAUGAUGCCACCAAAAAAACAGAUUAUUUAGUGUACUGAUAUUGGUUCCACAUUACACUAUUUUGGUAAUCGACACAAAAUAUCCCCAACGUGAUUUCAUUUGACUCUACUAUAGUAAUGAGCCAAAGCACAAAGUGCUGCACAUUUCCUAACAUAGCAUCUUAUUAUCAUGAUUACAUGGGUAGUUAUCCAUGCCGUUUCACGUCAAUUUAGCACGCGCAAAGUAUGUCACUUGAAAAUAAACGGCAUUAAAAAGAAUUAAUUCCGCUACAUUUGAAGAGCCAAAUCUAAAUGUUGCUGGGUAUCGUAUCGAUGCGAAUGGAUUUGCUAUGCUGAGAACCUGACACCAUUUUUUAUUUCUCCUGCACUGUGACUCUCAAUGCUUGUCUGGAGUCUACACAUAUCUGUGGGUUCUCCUCUGUCUGCACUACCUAUUGUGCGUGCUGUAUGCCUUGUCUCUGUCUGUCCUCAUGGGGGUUUGGACUGUUACAUCACCGGCCACUGUCCCUGUUUCUAUGUGCUGCAGGAGAAGUGAGGUAUUGAGCUCCUCUCCAGAGGACAGUGUGUGAGACAGUGCUGUCUGGAGACUGACUGUUAAGAUGUGCUGGUCUGUGUGCGGUACUGUGGCUGCCUCAUUGCCACUCUGUUCUGACUGUUACCUGUUAGCUUCCACUGAUGAUGCAUGUGGCAGUGUUAUGUGUUUUGUACCCUGGAUGCACUUGGCCUGAACAGUCUUUGUAUGUACUGUAGCAGUGUCUUGUUCCAUCCCACCCAUUCACCAUCCGCUUUUUCUGUUCCCUCUCUUCGUUGACCCAUUACAGCAACUCACCUCAUCCAUCCACCUGCUCACUGUCGUCAUUCCUCCAAAAAAAAAAAAAAAAAAAAAAAACAACAACACUUUG